AUGGCUAUUAUUCCAGCUAGACGUCUCAUAGCUGUUAUCACAGGUGCUAGUUCUGGAAUUGGUAGAUGCACAGCAGAAUAUUUUGCUGAGAAAGGUUAUUGUUUAUCAUUAAGUGGACGAAAUGAAAGGGGACUAGAAACUACAAUGAAUAACUGCAAUAUGAAAGGCUUAAGCAAAGAUUCGAUUUUAAUUACCGCAGGGGAUUUAACUGAUGAAAAUACUGCUUCAUCCUUCAUUGGACGUACGAUGGAAAAGUUUGGACGAAUUGAUACUUUGAUUAAUGGUGUAGGAACUUUGAUCUCAGGAGACGUGAAAGACUGUUCUAUGAAAGAUUAUGACAACUUAAUGAAUACAAAUGUCAGAAGUAUCGUUCAACUGACUCAGAAAGCUAUUCCACAUCUUAUCAAAACCAAAGGUUCAAUCGUGAACGUGAGUAGCAUCAAUGGUCCUUGUUCCUUUGGAGGCGUGGGAUUUUAUUGCAUGUCAAAAGCAGCUCUUGAUCAAUUCACAAAAUGCCUAGCAAUUGAACUGGGUCCUGAAGGGGUUAGAGUGAACUCAGUGAAUCCGGGAGUCAUUAUCACUGAAUUACAUAAAAGAUCCGGUAUGGAUUCUAAGAAAUACCAAGAGUUUAUUGAUCGAACAUCGAAAUACUCUCCACUUCGCAAAAGUGGAACUACUAAGGAUGUUGCGAGAGCCAUUUAUUUUUUAGCUAGUGAUGAAUCGUCUUUCAUUACUGGUGAUCUACUGAGAAUUGAUGGUGGACGAGGCAUAGUACAUUUAAGAUGA
Thelazia callipaeda (thelaziosis nematode) is the source of this 786-nucleotide messenger RNA. The record is from the annotation of a GenBank genome assembly. Lineage: Eukaryota; Metazoa; Nematoda; Chromadorea; Rhabditida; Thelaziidae.